GAUUUUUUUCCGCCUUGUCGUUUAAGCCGCGCCGCCAUAUUGUCUCUCUCAGUGCUUCUCCUCAAACAUGGCCGACUACACGAGCGUGGCGCCGCCGUCCUCAAACGCCGGCGGAGGAAUGAACGACGCUUUUAAAGAUGCAUUGCAACGGGCAAGACAGAUAGCAGCUAAAAUCGGAGGUGAUGGAGUUAAUCCCCCUCCUGUUGCCAACGACUUUAACUAUGGAGGGCAGAAAAGGCCUUUGGAAGACGCGGAUCAGCCAGAAACAAAGAAAGUCGCAAGUGACCCUUUUGCUGCAAUGGGUGGAAUGGCUGGUCUUCCAAGGCCUACGUCAGAAGAGUUCAAGGUUCCAGACGGCAUGGUUGGUUUUAUUAUCGGAAGAGGAGGAGAGCAAAUUUCAAGGAUACAGCAGGAAUCGGGGUGCAAGAUACAAAUCGCUCCAGACAGCGGAGGUAUGCCCGACCGCUCUGUGACUCUAACAGGUUCUCCAGAUUCCAUCAUGACCGCAAAGAGGUUAUUGUCAGAGAUUGUGGAAAAAGGUAGACCAACCCCGUUUCAUCACAACGAUGGGCCCGGAAUGUCGGUUCAGGAAAUUAUGAUCCCGGCGUCCAAAGCAGGCCUCGUCAUUGGGAAGGGAGGAGAGACUAUUAAACAGUUACAGGAGCGAGCUGGAGUCAAGAUGGUCAUGAUUCAGGACGGUCCUCAGAACACCGGGGCGGACAAACCGCUCAGAAUUUCUGGAGAUCCUUUUAAAGUUCAGCAAGCUAAAGAUAUGGUGAUGGACCUGAUCAGAGACCAGGGUUUCCGAGAGCAGAGGGGCGAGUACGGAUCACGUAUGGGUGGCGGAGAAGGUUUGGAUGUUCCUGUGCCGCGGUUUGCAGUGGGGAUCGUGAUUGGCAGGAACGGCGAAAUGAUCAAGAAGAUUCAAAACGACACCGGUGUUAAGAUUCAGUUCAAGCCAGAUGAUGGCACCACACCAGACCGGAUCGCUCAGAUUAUGGGUCCCCCUGAUCGGGCACAGCACGCAGCAAGUAUUAUUACAGAUCUGUUGCGCAGCGUGCAGGCUGGUGGUCCACCGGGUCCCGGUGGCAGGGGCAGAGGUCGUGGCCACGGCGGCAACUGGAACAUGGGCCCACCAGGGGGUCUGCAGGAGUUCUCCUUCACUGUACCCACUGUUAAGACUGGUCUUAUUAUUGGCAAAGGAGGCGAGACGAUUAAAAGCAUAAGCCAGCAGUCCGGCGCGAGAAUAGAGUUGCAGCGCAACCCUCCUCCCAAUGCCGACCCCAAUAUAAAGAUGUUCACAGUGCGUGGGACGCCGCAGCAGAUCGACUACGCCAGGCAGCUCGUAGAAGAAAAGAUUGGAGGUCCCGUCAGUCCUAUGGGUGGACCACACGGACCCCCAGGGCCUCACGGAGGCCCCGGACCGCACGGCCCCCCAGGCCCGCCUGGACCUCCUGCACCUAUGGGACCUUACAAUCCGGGGCCUUAUAACCAGGGACCUCCUGGCCCACAUGGUCCUCCAGGGCCGUACCAACCUCAGGGCUGGGGUAACGGCUACCCUCACUGGCAGCAGGGCCAGCCCGAUCCGAAUAAAGCCGCAGCAGAUGCUAACGCUGCAGCAUGGGCUGCAUAUUACGCUCAGUACCAGCAGCAGCCUCAGGCUCCCAUGACGCCCAACCCCGCUGCCGCCCCGGGUACUGCUCCAGCCAACGGUCAAGGUGACCCGCAGGCUCCAGGUCAGAGCGGACAGGCAGAUUACACCAAGGCCUGGGAAGAAUAUUACAAGAAAAUGGGUCAACAAGGCCAGCCACAGGAUUACACCAAAGCGUGGGAGGAGUACUAUAAGAAACAAGGUGACGUUGCAGGUCAGGCAGCCCCUCAGGCAGCCGGGGCGAGCUCCUCUCAACCCGGAGGCCAGCCUGACUACAGCGCCGCGUGGGCUGAAUAUUACCGCCAGCAAGCGGCCAUGUACGGCUCUCAGCCCGUGGGAGCAGGACCACCGGCCCAGCAGGUACACUCUUGAUUACGUCCAUACUUGCGUCGUAGAAUGAUAUUUGUGCUGUGUGUUAUGUCCCCGUCUCCCCCCCCAACCUCUUGAUAACCUUUUCCUCCACAGCUUCAUCAGGCAUCCAGGCAGCCGAGUGACCAGACUUAACCAAACUUUUUUUUCCCCCCUCCACAGGCGUCUUUAUCUCUGUAAUUAGGUUAUGGGGUGGGGUGGGUUAGCCAGUCACUGUUUCUGCCUUUAACAUGUUGUGUAUUUCUUAUGUAUUUCUUCUGCACAGGGCCAGUAAUGUGAAGCGGACAUAAAGUAAAUGCUACCUUGUCGAAAAAAUCCUUUGUUUAAUGUUCGGAUGCAGACGCCUCUUGAUGAAGAUCGUAAAAAAAAAAUUUCCUUGGUUUGCGUUUAAAAACCUAGAUUUGCAAAAUGACUCCGGAUUGAGAAUUCUCCUAUUAUGGUUUUCUUUUUUUUUUUUUUCUGGCUUAUUUGUUUUUGUAAUUUUUGUCCUCUUUGUAUAAAGUGAACUGUUUUUAGUGCGAUGAUAUUGGUCAUUCCAGCUCUUGUAUCUCAUUAUGUAGUUCAGAACUCAUGUCUAUACAAGUACUCUAGUGCUCUCUCUAUCUCUCUCUCUCUCUCUCUCUCUCUUUCUCUCUUUCCAUGUAAAUGCUCAGUUUUAAAAAUGCCUGUUGUGUUUUGCAAUAAAACAUAAUGAAACCUC
Molecule: messenger RNA, 2720 nt
Organism: Clarias gariepinus (North African catfish)
Lineage: Eukaryota; Metazoa; Chordata; Actinopteri; Siluriformes; Clariidae
Gene: fubp1
Product: far upstream element (FUSE) binding protein 1
Exons: 19
Coding region: 68-2023 (651 amino acids)
Biological process (GO): regulation of DNA-templated transcription
Cellular component (GO): cytoplasm; nucleus
Molecular function (GO): mRNA binding
Source: RefSeq, a predicted model, not a curated record